This is a messenger RNA of Aspergillus ibericus CBS 121593, 1701 nucleotides long. RefSeq names its product MFS transporter. Gene Ontology annotation, biological process: transmembrane transport. Lineage: Eukaryota; Fungi; Ascomycota; Eurotiomycetes; Eurotiales; Aspergillaceae. The transcript has 4 exons. The record is from RefSeq and is a predicted model, not a curated record. Bases 1 to 1701 code for a protein of 566 amino acids. Gene Ontology annotation, molecular function: transmembrane transporter activity.
AUGGCCAUGGACCGACUUCAUCAUGAUACAUACGAAGCCGAAGCUGACGACGGUUCCUCGAUAGCGGAACGCAUGUCAGCUGUCUCCCAUCGUCACGGCUCGCAGGUCGGAGCCUCCGGCCCCCAUGACAGCAUCGAGCUCGAGCGUAUCAACACCUAUCGUCUUCAGCAGCAACUUACGGUAGGAUCGCGAGGAAGUCGCAUACCGCAAGACCAAUGGCUACCCCUCGGGGCUGGGAAACCCUACCCGCCGCCUCUACCGGACUCGGAGGCGUAUGUGGUCGAAUUUGAAGGAGCGGACGAUCCGAUGCAUCCUCACAACUGGCCCAUGAAGAAGAGAGUCAUUCUUGGAUCACUUCUCACCUCAUGUGCUCUGGUUACCGCCUAUGGCAGUGCAGUAUUUGCGACUGCCGCUUCUGGUGCCAUGAAAGAGUUUGGCUUUGGUGAAGAAGUCGCGGCACUAGGAACGACUCUGUACGUCUUGGGCUUCUCGGCUGGGCCAACGGUAUGGGCCCCCGGCUCAGAGCUGCUCGGCCGGCGAUGGCCGCUAUUGAUCGGGAUGUUUGGCUUCGAUAUUUUCACUAUAGCGUGCGCCACCGCCAAGGACACCCAGACCCUGAUGCUGUCCCGCUUCUUCGCUGGUUUCUUCGCAGCCAGCAUCAUUGCCCUGGUACCCGCUAGCCUGUCCGAUGUCUUCAACAAUCACCAGCGUGGGGUCGCCAUCGCCAUGUACACCAUGUCGGUAUUCACAGGUCCGUUCACAGCCCCAUUCAUCGGUGGCUUCACGGCGUCAAGCCAUCUCGGCUGGCGGUGGACGCUGUAUGUUCCCGCCAUUGUUGGGUUCUUCUGCCUCGCGUUGAUAGCGCUCUUUACCGAAGAGACAUACGCCCCUAUCAUCCUGGUACAGAAAGCGGCAAUUCUCCGACGCCAGACGCGGAAUUGGGGAAUUCAUGCUCGCCAGGACGAAUUGGAAAUUAGCUUCCAGGAGCUGGUCACCAAGAACUUGGCGCGUCCGUUCUUGAUUCUGUUCACCGAGCCGAUUGCGUUUCUGCUCACUCUCUACAUGUCGUUCAUCUAUGGAUUAGCCUAUGCACUGCUGGAGGCGUAUCCGAUUGUCUUUGAAGGCACCUAUGGCAUGACUGGGGGUGUCGCAGGGUUGCCCUUCAUUGGCCUGAUCAUUGGAGAAAUCGCUGGCAGUGCGUUUGUCUUAUCGCUGUCGGGAUCCUAUUCGCGGAAAUUGAUGGCCAACAACGGCGUGUCGGUGCCGGAAUGGCGUCUCCCCCCUUGCAUUGUUGGUGGCGCCGCGUUUGCUGGUGGGCUAUUCUGGUUUGGAUGGACUGGCUGGGAUAGUUCAAUCCAUUGGAUGGCCCCCACGGCUGCCGGAGUGGCGGUGGGAUUUGGCUUAACUUCCAUCUUCAUGCAGUGCUUCAACUAUAUUCUGGACACUUAUUCCAAAUUUGCUGCGUCGGCCUUUGCGGCCAACACCAUGAUGCGAUCCAUGGUGGGUGCCGUCUUUCCUCUUUUCACGCGACAGAUGUUCAACAACCUGGGUAUUCAAUGGGCCGGUACGCUGCUGGGAUGUAUUGCUGUGGUGAUGAUCCCAAUCCCGGUGAUGUUCUACCUCUAUGGUAGUCGUAUCCGGCGGAAGAGUAAACUGGCCCCUGUGAUGGAGCCUGUCGCGGAAGAGAUCAAACAAGCAUAG